This is a messenger RNA of Panthera uncia (snow leopard), 3270 nucleotides long. RefSeq names its product receptor accessory protein 1 (gene REEP1). Gene Ontology annotation, molecular function: microtubule binding. Gene Ontology annotation, biological process: endoplasmic reticulum tubular network organization. The transcript has 9 exons. Gene Ontology annotation, cellular component: cytoplasmic microtubule; endoplasmic reticulum tubular network; endoplasmic reticulum membrane. The record is from RefSeq and is a predicted model, not a curated record. Bases 17 to 871 code for a protein of 284 amino acids. Lineage: Eukaryota; Metazoa; Chordata; Mammalia; Carnivora; Felidae.
CGCCAGAAAGCCCGCCAUGGUGUCAUGGAUCAUCUCCAGGCUGGUGGUGCUUAUAUUUGGCACCCUUUACCCUGCGUAUUAUUCCUACAAGGCUGUGAAAUCAAAGGACAUUAAAGAAUAUGUCAAAUGGAUGAUGUACUGGAUUAUAUUUGCACUUUUCACCACAGCAGAGACAUUUACCGACAUCUUCCUUUGUUGGUUUCCAUUCUAUUAUGAACUAAAAAUAGCAUUUGUCGCCUGGCUGCUGUCUCCCUACACAAAAGGCUCCAGCCUCCUAUACAGGAAGUUUGUACAUCCCACGCUGUCUUCAAAAGAAAAGGAAAUCGAUGAUUGCCUGGUCCAAGCAAAAGACCGAAGUUAUGAUGCCCUUGUGCACUUUGGGAAGCGGGGCUUGAAUGUGGCGGCCACAGCAGCCGUGAUGGCUGCUUCCAAGGGACAGGGUGCCUUAUCGGAGAGACUCCGGAGCUUCAGCAUGCAGGACCUCACCACCAUCCGGGGUGACGGUGCCCCUGCCCCCUCCAGCCCCCCCCCACAGGGGUCUGGGCGAGCCAGCGGCAAACAUGGCCAGCCUAAGAUGUCCAGGAGUGCUUCUGAGAGCGCCGGCAGCUCAGUGUGUACCUGCUGCUCUACCUGCAGGACCCGGAAAGUGGUUGAGGGAGAUGUGAAUGAGGGUGGUGUGAAGGCCUGGGAGCCCCACGAGGUCCAAAACCCGUUGGCAUUUUCGGACGAGGAGGAGGAAGAUCUGCUGGAUUUCAUGUACAAGUAUAAGGCGCCUCGAAAGACGGAGUUCCCCCUGGAGGCACCGCCUAGAGUCCUUCGAUCCCGCUUUAGGAAGAAAAGUACCUCAUCCUCAGCCACUGAAACCACGUGAGUGAGAUGAGCCAACAGCACCGGACGCACAGAAUGUUUCUUCUCUGCCUUAAAGAGCUAGUCACUAAUAACAUAGAAAUCCGCAAGCUGGCGUGCUUUGAGUGUGCAGCCUCACAGACACAGCCUUUUCUCUCUCUCCUCUUACACUUUUAAGAUUUUUAUUUUCCUUUUCUUUAUUUUGCUGGGGAGAGGCUAAAGGGAAAGGUAGCUUGUGUGUGGGGGUGGGGUGUGACCUUUAAGUCUUGAGGUUAGUAGUUUUCUGCAAUUGGAUUGUCAGCAGUGUGGUUUUAGAAAUAUAAGAGAUCACCCUCACACUGCUGAGAUGUACAUUUGUAAUUUAUUUGUUGCAUACUUCGUUUUUAGUCCUGUAAAUGCAAACAAAGCAAUUUUUUUAAACUUUUUUUGUUCUUGGUACUAAUACUUUGGACUACGGUGUACAUAUUUAUGGCUUUUGGCUUAAUGUAAUGGACUCGCAAGGGCUGCCAGAGGUUCUGAUAUGUAAGAAAACUACGAGAUAUGUAAAAAAUUAUUUUGAUUCUAGAGAAUGUCUCAGAUGUGCUUAUAAAGCUUCCAAAUACAACUCCAGUAAAACAGCCCUUUUCCUGUAGGACGAUGGUCCAUAUUCUUCAGAUAGAUGUUAAGUCAGUAGACCAGAGACGUUUAGAAUGAAGAGACAAUAUUGUAAUGACAGACACGAGUGUAAUGAGGCCAGGGGAACAGCCCAGAAUAAGAGAGGUCACAAGAAGCUUGUCUCCCCCUGGAUUCUGGGUUAAGAGCUUCUGAAUUUUGUCGAGGGAUGUACCAAUGGCUUAGGCAGGUGGCUCACCUUUGGUAAAACCUCCUGGGGAUGUGAACUCACAGGGCUGUUGUGAGGAAUCAUUUUGAGUGUUCCAUCAGUGCUUGACAAAUGAUUGUUUCUCCUUCAUAGUAACCAGUUCUGUGACUUAUUUCCCCAGGUAGAGGAGCCUAUAAUCUGAGCACUUGAUCAAGAGAACAGUAAGCAAAAACCGACCAAUCAACCCAAAACAAACCUAAAACUAUGUUUCAGAUAUGCUGUCAAAUACGUCUGAGACACCUGUCAAAAUGCUGGGUUCUAGAAAGGUUUCAGAGGUUGAGAUCUUUAUGGACUGACUUGCUGCUCAGCUCCCUGGGCAGCUGUGGCUCACACCCUUCCCGGCUUGUGCAGAAUGUGAACGAGAGAAGUCGCACUCAUGGGCACUCCGCGUCUUACCAGACGUCUUAUGCAAGCCGAGAUCGCUUAGUAUAAUAGAGCACUAGCUAAGGGGACUCUCUACUUAGACUGAGAACUUUAUCUGAAAAGAAGAAUCUGGUUUACAUAGCAUUUCAGUCCGAGGUAGCUGCUCCCCACCCCCUUGGAGAGCUGAGCCUAAAAUGUAGGACUUGUAUAUUUGUGCUUAGAGUUGGUGUUUUCUUUCAGUGUAAUGCAUGCAGUGGUCACAAACCAGUCACUUAUAAUACUUGGAUUGUGUUUGUUCAUAGAUAUGCCCUGAAGACUAGAGAAUUAGUGUUAUGUACCACAUAGAACUUGCUGUCAACCGGCUAUAAACAGGCCCAGUUAAAGACCGUCUCAUUACUGAGCUACAUCCACCAACAUAUAUCAGUAGUCUUUGCUGAUGGCACACUGGCUGGAUCUUAGCCACCCGAGAAAGGGUUUUACCUGAAGUUGAUUGUUGCCAGAUAUGCACAUUUAAAUCCCUUCUUCCCACAAUUCCUCUGAAGGUGAGUUUGUAAUUUACAAUGGGAUUUAGGAAAACAAACCUAAAAGCAAAUUUGUGGUUCAGAGGGCAAACGUAGGCUCUUUAUGAUCUUUCCCCCACACCCACCAAUCCCUAAACCCACUAGGGAAGACAGAAAAUCUAAUUUCUUAAAGCUCAUUGAAUAGUUUCAGAGGAAAAAUAUAUGCUUUAAAUGUAUUUACCUGUUAGUUGGGAGUACCCAGAAUUACCAGAAACAGCUUAAGCAGCUUUUUAGCAGUGUUUUUUUCUUUUCUUUGCCAAAAUAAUAAAUGCCUUUAGCAGCAGAGAUCCUUCGUGAACAAACUAUAUUUUCACCAUUUUACAAUGUAAAGUUUUAACAAGUACAAGCUAUCAAGUUUGCACUCAACUAUGCCAAAAACAAGUUUGAAGCACUCUACUCUCAGACAUGCUGUAUUACUGCUCAUUCAAGAUUUAAAAAAUUUAAAGGUAUCCAAACUGCUGUCUUAAUGUAAAUGUAACUAUUUUUCCUUCAAGUGUUGAUUAGGGAGUUGGUUUCUCUCUUAAAAACACUCACUGUACAAAUGAGAGCAGCUGUCAUAUUUCUGGCAAAAUGUGUUUACUUAUCCAACAAGCUGUAUAUUUCUGUAUGGACUGACAUAAAAUGUGAAUGCCUCCAAGUGUA